Galleria mellonella (greater wax moth) is the source of this 1097-nucleotide messenger RNA. Its product is annotated as inactive pancreatic lipase-related protein 1-like. The transcript has 6 exons. Lineage: Eukaryota; Metazoa; Arthropoda; Insecta; Lepidoptera; Pyralidae. The coding region runs from base 115 to 990 and encodes 291 amino acids. Gene Ontology annotation, molecular function: lipase activity. The record is from RefSeq and is a predicted model, not a curated record.
UUAUGUGUAUAUAUACAUAUAUAUUUGAUUUUUCUAGACAUUAUUCUUAUUUAGUGAUGCUAUAGCCGUGAAGAUAUAUUACGGUGCAAAUUAUUAUUCAGUAUUAAUUUUAACAUGGCAAAGAUAUUUAGUUUUGUUCUGCUCGUAGCAGUUUUAGCUUAUUGCAAAGGCGACUCUAUCAAUAAAGUGUCAAGAGUAGCGAAUAUUAAUAGAUAUUUCUUAUAUACACGUAACAAUAAAGUAGUCCCAAUAGAAUUAGAGAGGUUAGUACCAGAUAACAACAUUGUAUUGAAUCGGACCACCGUCUUCCUAGUGCAUGGCCAUGGAGGCACCGCCACUACGACAUUAAAUUCCCUUGUCAAAAAUGAAUUAUUGGAAAUAACUGAAGACGUGAACGUGAUCGUAGUAGACUGGUCAGAGUACGCAAGUUUGUCGUAUUCAAAUGCCGAUCGCCAUCUUUUAAAUGUUGCUACAUAUUUUGUUGACUUCCUUGUCAUACAAGGUUUUAACUCUAGACCCGAAACAAUUCACUUGGUUGGUUUUGAUCUUGGUGCACACAUUGUUGGUUUAACUGGAAGACGGUUUCCCAAUAUUGCAAGAAUUACAGCUUUGGAUCCUUCGAAGAGCUCAUACAGGUUGCAAAAAACAGACGCUAUCUACGUUGAAGUAAUCCAUACUGAUGGAAAUGGCCUUUUUUCUAACGGUCUUGGUACACAGCUAGGAGAUUUAGACUUCUUUCCUAAUGGUGGUAACAGUCAACCUGGAUGCCUUUCGAACUCAUGCGACCACAAUCGCGCAUGGCAGUUCUUUGCAGCAUCACAACGUCUAAACACAUUUCUCGCUCAUUGCUGUAACUCAAUGACCCAAAUGAAAUAUAACAGCUGUAGAGGAGGCGGCUUUAUUCAAAUGGGAGGAAACACACUUCUUCCAAAAACUGGUUGCGAUAGUGGAAUUCUCCGUGUCAACACUGGCCGCACUUACCCUUAUUAAUAUCUUAAUGCUGGUGAUUGUCAGUACUUAGAAUGAAGAGUAGAAUUAUUCUCAUUUACAAAGAUGAUCCUUAUUAAUAAUUUGAAUAAAUGUGAUUCAAAAAUAUA